UCGUUAAUUCGCCUUUGACAAUUCACGACACUUUUGAACAUGUUAUAAACAUUCCUAGCAGUUUAAGCGUUCGAACACAUGGAUAAAAUACGCUUAGUAAUCUUGGAAAAGAUCGGGUAAAGGAACCUUUGGGAAUUCACUUAAUUUGGUGAGUGGCAGCGCAGCCCUGUCCGUGGAAAGUCCACAUGUAUCGCUUARCAUUUGAAACCUGCUGCUCGCGAAGUGUGGCUCCGUAUCGAUUUCACACAUGACAUCAACUGUAAAAGGGGUAGUUCCUUAUCAUAUUAAACGAAUCAGUCAAGAAGCUUCCCGACAAAGCCGGGAGAGAGCAGUUCUGUAGUUUCCUACACAAUGUAUAGUCGAGGAUUUGGGUACCCCAACCAGGGCUACAAUCAGUACAACACACCUUAUCCAGGAUCUCCGCAAGGACAACCUCCUCAUCAYUACAGACCGUACAUCUAUAACACUCCACGUUAUAGCUUCAAUGCUUUUCCYCCACCAAGUUCUACUCCUUCCUACAAUCAUAUGCCUCCACUUCCAUACGCCCCAGAGGGACGAAUGGUGGAAGUGUCUUCCAAGCAUGAAUAUGAACCAGUACACCAUCAAGUUAUUGAACCACAAAUGCGGCCACAACUUCAAGUACAACCAAGACCAUUAAUGCAACAACCAUGUAAUGCGCGCAGCACUAGUUCUGAAGUGCAAGAGCUGGAAAACGUAGCAGACAAGACGGAGAAAUUAGCGGAAAAUUGCCAAGAAGCUGAAGAAGAUGCUGAAGACCUCUACGACGAUCAACCAAAAGGCAARAAAAGAAAAGAAAGAACUGCUUUUACUACGCAUCAAUUACGAGAACUUGAAAAUGAAUUUACCCGUAAUAACUACUUGACAAGACUUCGUCGAUAUGAAAUAGCAGUUAGUCUGGACUUAACAGAGAGACAAGUUAAAGUUUGGUUUCAAAAUCGGCGGAUGAAGUGGAAGAGAGUCAAAGGCGAAAAGAAACCCGAGAAAAAAUCUACGUAUUUACUCCAGAUUGAACGAGAAAAAAAAGUUGAUAAGGAAAGCAGCUCUAAUAGUUAAAUAUUAAACAUUGGACAAAAAUAUAUACUUUGUACUAGGCUCGAACCUUGUUUAGAAAAGACACUCGUUCACUUGGAUUGGACUUCAUGGCCGCCAUGCUGGAUUAUGUUAUUAUUGAACAUGGCAGCCAUCACUUUCGUUACGAUUUUGUUCAAUUGAACUAAUGGCAUCCCAGUAAUUUGAUGAAAUAGGUAUCGUGUAUCUUUUACGAGAAUGAAUAUUUUCAUACUUAAAUGAUAUCGAUGACAGCGUCGCGCUGUGAAUGCUCGAUAGGACAUAUAAAUAACAUGCAAUUCCAGCAACUGAGCUCCGUGUUGGAGCAGAAUCACAAGGGACUGAGGCACGUGUUUGCGCGAUUUCGCUACUAUUUAGCUUGAUAAAAACURCAUUUAAAUCGAAUAAGCUUCCCAGUGAAGAAAGCAAACAUACCCGCCAAUAAGACCUUUCCGUUUGAGCGUAAUGGCGUAAUGCUUUCCCCCCGUUUUAGAYCACGUGUCAUUCUCUUGAAAAUAAAAUCAGUUCAUGCGUCUUAUCAUGCGUACCGGUUAAACAAAGAAGCGAUACUCUUUGGAAUGACACAUGGUCUGAAAUGGGAAAAAAAAUAAAAGGUCUUUUGGUUACGAUAUUUAGAAAGAAACUUAGGAUAUGCCUACAUCAUAUAUAUGCCUAAAUCAUAUUGAUACUAAGCUAAACAGUUCCCUUAAUUCUGAUUAAGCUUGGAACAAAAAAGUUUGAUGCCUAGGUCGUGGUCUGACCAUGAAUCCUUUGGUGUUURUUAUGCAUUUGGAAUUAUAGAGUUUGAAAUCGCU
This is a messenger RNA of Actinia tenebrosa (Australian red waratah sea anemone), 1883 nucleotides long. RefSeq lists its product as uncharacterized. NCBI's taxonomy places the organism in Eukaryota, Metazoa, Cnidaria, Anthozoa, Actiniaria, Actiniidae. Gene Ontology annotation, cellular component: nucleus. Gene Ontology annotation, molecular function: DNA-binding transcription factor activity, RNA polymerase II-specific; RNA polymerase II cis-regulatory region sequence-specific DNA binding. The record is from RefSeq and is a predicted model, not a curated record. Gene Ontology annotation, biological process: positive regulation of transcription by RNA polymerase II.